Messenger RNA from Rangifer tarandus platyrhynchus (Svalbard reindeer), 381 nucleotides. The record is from the annotation of a GenBank genome assembly. Lineage: Eukaryota; Metazoa; Chordata; Mammalia; Artiodactyla; Cervidae.
AUGGCCAGGGAGCAAGAUAAGGCGAGACAAGACCUGGAGAAUGCUGAGCAGAGGAACCUGAAGUUUGUGAAAGAGACGGACGACCUCCACUCCGCCCUGGAGCAGCUCGCGGAGGAGAAGGUCAGCUGUAUGGAGCCACCCAGAGGCUGUGGCUGGCCCGGUCCCAGCACGCCCAGCAUGUGCGGCAGCUGCAGGAGGAGAUGGCACAGCGCAUGCCCACAGGCCGCGUGGUCGAGCUGCAGCAGCUGCUGGAAGGGGAGCAGCGGGCGGCUUGGCGGCUCCAGGAGGAGGCGCAGUUUGAAAAGAGCACACGAUCAGAUCUGCUGCUCAAGGAGCUCUAUGUGGAAAUGCCCACCUGACAAAAGCGCUUCAAGUCAGUGA